Molecule: messenger RNA, 566 nt
Organism: Eupeodes corollae
Lineage: Eukaryota; Metazoa; Arthropoda; Insecta; Diptera; Syrphidae
Gene: mRpL27
Product: 50S ribosomal protein L27
Exons: 3
Coding region: 97-528 (143 amino acids)
Biological process (GO): translation
Cellular component (GO): ribosome; mitochondrial large ribosomal subunit
Molecular function (GO): structural constituent of ribosome
Source: RefSeq, a predicted model, not a curated record
ACACAGAAUUAUCUGUCAAAUCCGUCAACAACAGCUGUUUAUAAAUUUAACCAAAUUCUUGUAAUUUUCGUGAUUUUCUUUUUAAAAAAAUAAGCAAUGUCCUUAUCAAUAUUACAAAAAUUAUCCCUGCAAUGUCUUAAAGCGGAACAACCUUUGCUUACAACUGUCCGAAAUGCGAGUAAGAAAACUGGAGGUAGUUCGCGUAACAAUCCAAAACACCCUCGACCAAAACAUCGUGGUUGGCGUGUACAAGACGGUUGGUAUGUUUCCCAAGGUACCAUCCUAGCUACUCAAAGAACAACCAGAUUCCAUCCUGGAUUGAAUGUUGGGUUUGGACGGAAUGGAACUUUGUUCGCCAUGGAACAUGGAAAAGUUUACGUAACGUGUGAAAAAUUGGAACCAAAUUGGGAUCAUACAUGGAUACAGCGUCACUACGCCGGUCGCAUGGAUCAACAGAUUCACAAGAAAUUUUUCAAUGUCAUCGCAGAGAAACAACAUCAACGUUUUAAGUUAAUCGAUGAGAUUUAAGUUCCAAGAAAAUAAAAGUAGUUUUAUGAGAAAAAGAA